AUACAUUAACAACACUUGAAUGAGUGUUGACAAUAGAUUUGUCAUUGAAUUGUAUAGCGUUUGACAUUUGAAUCAAUGAAUGCAUUGUUUUGUUACUGUAUUAUGCAUUCAACUGAUGAGUCAGUGAUUCAUACAAACAAUGGUUGACAACAAAGAGUUAAGACUUAUCUGUCGAUUGAUAGCUUUGGUACGACAGGACAGAUAUCAACCACAAGGUAUGGAUCUAUUGGACAUUAAUCUCGAGUAUCAUCACAUGUAUGGACAGUAUGUGACUCCCAAUGACUUUGACUGCAAAUCAAUGUACGAAUUGUGUCGCUCUUUGGACAAGAAGUCGAUGUAUUCGUUGUCUGUGACCGAAGUCCAACACAAUGGCUACCAAACAGAUCGUCUUCUGUUUGAUGAAAAAGCUUACGACAAAUGGAUUAAUGAUUUGAAAUGUUUGUCCAAAUUAGAGUCGUUAGAGACAGUGGUUGAGCCAGUUGUGGCACAAGAUGUAGGAUCACAGGUGACAAUCAAUUGGUCCAUCUGUACGGAACCUAUUAUGGCCAUCAAAGACGUAGAAAAUCUUUAUUGUUUUUCUGCUAAAAUAACAUACAUUUCAUCGCCGUCUGAGUUUUAUAUACAUCUGAAAAAUAAUAAACAGUCUUAUAUUGAUUUGCGGCGAUCUAUGCGUUGCUAUGAAUCAAAUAAUUGUCAAUAUUUUGUGCCUAAAGAGCUGUUAGUUAUCGGCUAUUUGGUGGCCGUUAAGAAUCCAAUGGAUUGGGAUGUUUGGCAUCGGGCGGUAAUUCGUUAUAUCAAUGAAGAUGUCAUUACGCUAUACGCCAUUGAUUUCGGUAAUAUUAUUGUCGAAAGUAGAAGUGAGUUACGUCUGCUUAAGGAAUCGAUGCUUUUAUACCCCGUUCUGGCCAUUAAAGUGUCAUUGAGUGGAAUUGCGCCGUUAAAUGGCAAAUAUUGGUCAUCCGAUGCCAUCGAUUAUUUGCAAUCAUUAAAAAAGACAUUUAAUGAUGAAUGCGAUUGGAAUUGUAUAUUCAUUGAUGGCUUGUAUUAUAAUUAUUAUUCAGUAGUAUUUGUCAAAAUGGUUUCGACGACCAUUGAGGACAACACAAUGCAAUUACCCGUAUAUUUGCACGAAAAUUUCAUACGAAAAUCAUUGGCCCGAAUGAUAUCGUUUUGUUGGCAUCAAUACUACUAUGAAAUGUCACGAGAUAUGACUACUGGUGGCCAUGACUUUCCCGAACCAUUACAUGUUGUCAAACGAAUGCCUGGCAUUUAUGCUAUCAAAUCUCCUCCGAUAGCGUUGUCCGAAACCAAUAUGUGGCCAAUGAUUCUACCGAAAAGUCAAUCAUCAGAACAAAUAGAUUUCAAUGACGUUCAAUCAAAUAGUGACAACAAUAGCGAUGAUUAUGAUUACUCAAACUUUUACUUGACAUCGUAUCCAUCGAUUGAAGUUAAAGUUAAGUCUUAUUUUGAAAAAUUUGAUGACUUUCCGUAUGUGGAGCGCAGUUAUUUCACAGAUGGCCACUUUCAAGUCCAGUUACCUUAUUAUGAGCGCAAGUAUUUUAUUCAAUGCCUAUAACACAUAUAACUAUUGCACCCAAAUAUGUCACGAAUUGAUGUUAUAUUUCUCAGGA
Messenger RNA from Oppia nitens, 1631 nucleotides. RefSeq lists its product as uncharacterized. The transcript is spliced from 2 exons. The record is from RefSeq and is a predicted model, not a curated record. Bases 140 to 1576 code for a protein of 478 amino acids. NCBI's taxonomy places the organism in Eukaryota, Metazoa, Arthropoda, Arachnida, Sarcoptiformes, Oppiidae. Gene Ontology annotation, biological process: spermatogenesis.